AUGCACUUUUCUUCAUUUUUUUCUUCUCUCUCUCUCUCUUUCUCUCCGGCGGCGGACGAGGAUGGCGGCGGCGGUAGCGACGGUCUUUGCAGGCGCGCGGGCGUCAUGGUUGACGUCUUGGUCGCCUCUGGCGCGCGCGCUUCCAAUGACGAUGGUGGCAGCGCGGGCGGCGUCGACGGGUGGACGCUCGGAAAAACAGGCAAAGAAUGCAAAUCAAAACAAGAAGCAGCAGCAGCAGCGCUCGCGUCGUCCGCGCCGCGACGACAAGUUUGAUGUGACCCGGUAUGCGGCAUUUGCUGCUGAGCAGCAGAGCGCUCAGUCCAAGGGACCGAAGACCAUCAACGAGCCCCAGUACCGCACGUGCAGCAUUCGCAUGGAAGGUUACAAUCACGCCGUCUUGGACUCUUACGUCACUUUCCUGGAGCGCGCAGCCCGCGAACUGGGCAUCUCCUGCACUGGCCGCAUUCCUCUGCCUACCCAUAAGCGCCGCGAGACUGUGCUCAAGAGCCCCCAUGUGUACAAGCAGCAUCGCGUCCAGUUUGAUAUUGCAACGCAUGCACGUCUUUUCCAGAUGCGCAACCUGAGCCACAGCACGCUGAAUACAUACCUGACCUACGUGCAACACCAUUUGCCGCCGGGCGUGGCAACUCGUGUCAAGCUGCCAGUGCAUGUGCGUGAGAGACACAGAGAGAGAGAGGAGACAGAGAGAGAGACACAGAGAGAGACAGAAAGCCUGAGUUGCUUCAAGAUUCUUUCCCGCCCAGCUUUUUGUACCACAACCAUGGCCAGCCCUAACAACAACGACAUGGCGGCGCACGCGACCACGGACGAACAGAUUGCCCAGCUCUUCCUCGAGAACCCUGUCAAGCCCGAGAACAAGUAUGCCCGGUUCAUGAAGGAGAACCCCUUCGUCCCCGCCUUCAUUGGUGCAACGGGUCUGUGCUUGGCCGGUGGCUUUGUGGCUUACCGCAACGGUAACCAGAGCCUGAGCCAGACGUUCCAGCGCGGACGUGUCAUCUUCCAGGGCCUCACCAUCGCCUCGCUCAUCUACGGCACGUGGGACAUUGGGCUCAAGAAGGACGACAAGCCCGCUCAGCAGCAAUAAGCCCCUGCCGGCCUUUCUCCUUCCAACGAGGCCUCUCUUGCCAGCCGGCCAGCCACAACUCGCCGUUCGGUGUUUUUUUGGUUAGGUCCCGUUGGGCUCCAGCCUCUACCAUUAUCACGUAAAUAGGCUUUUUCGCGUCAUUCUGUGUAAAUUGUUGUCCCUUCUGAUUAUGCAUUUUGGAGAGUAGCAUGCCGUGUGCAGUAGUUCUCUUUUUUGCUUGUGCCUUGAUGGCGGCGCCAUCCCCCACACCGUUUUCUAGUUCGGUCCAAACGGUCCUUUUUUUUCCAAAAUGGAAUCGAUUCACUGAACCUUUACACA
Messenger RNA from Monosiga brevicollis MX1, 1423 nucleotides. RefSeq lists its product as uncharacterized. Lineage: Eukaryota; Choanoflagellata; Craspedida; Salpingoecidae. Gene Ontology annotation, biological process: translation. The record is from RefSeq and is a predicted model, not a curated record. The transcript has 10 exons. Gene Ontology annotation, molecular function: structural constituent of ribosome. Gene Ontology annotation, cellular component: mitochondrion; mitochondrial small ribosomal subunit; ribosome. Bases 62 to 1105 code for a protein of 347 amino acids.